AUGAUCAUUUUUAAAGAGAAAAUUGUCUACUACAGCCGAACCGUCGUACAUGGACCGUGUACAGAUAACUUGAGCAAUUUUGCAGAGCUGCUUUUAUGGAUAGCUCUUAUCUACAUGCUCAUUGCUGGAGUACUCGGUAUGCAAAAACAGGGGCGAAAAUCAACGAAGACUCGCCGAGAGGCGAAACAACUCGCACAUACUGUCCAAGAAACUCGAGAAAAACUGCUGAAAAUAUAA
Molecule: messenger RNA, 237 nt
Organism: Oikopleura dioica
Lineage: Eukaryota; Metazoa; Chordata; Appendicularia; Copelata; Oikopleuridae
Source: the annotation of a GenBank genome assembly